AUGGUCUCGCCAACAACGAUCAAAUCGCUGCUUCGGGAGUUGACGCAUCUAGCUAGCAACCCCUCGGACGACAUCCGCGUCUCGCUCUCUGAAUCGGAUAUCCUCUCGUUCAGCGGCUGGAUCCGCGGUCCGUCGGGGACCCCGUACGCUUCGGGCUUUUUCCGCAUCACGUUUGACUUUACCGACAUCGACUUCCCCGCCAAUCCGCCGCGCUGUCGAUUUGCCACGCCCAUCUUCCACCCGAACGUGUCCAAGGCCGGCGAGAUCUGCGUGUCCAGUUUAAAGAAGGACUGGAAGCGCGAGUAUGGCGUCGAGCGCAUCCUCACCACGAUCAAGUGCCUGUUGAUCGAGCCGAAUGCAGACAGCGCGUUGGACGCCGAGGCGUCGCGGCUGAUGCAGGAGGACUGGGAGAGCUAUGCCGAGACAGCACGGCUUUGGACCAGCGUGCAUGCCGCAAAGAGGCCCGCCUGUUUUGAAGAGGCGCGGUUCAAGUCGACAGAAGCACCACAGCAGCUGAAAGCACCGACGACCCUGCCAACGCCCUGCUCGGCAUCCGCGACACCCGCAGCCAAACACCUCUUCGCAGCAUCCACACUCAAAGCGUCCAAACCACCUGUCGCGACCACCGCUCCCAAACGGGGCCUCCGACGCCUCUAG
Molecule: messenger RNA, 657 nt
Organism: Sporisorium graminicola
Lineage: Eukaryota; Fungi; Basidiomycota; Ustilaginomycetes; Ustilaginales; Ustilaginaceae
Exons: 1
Coding region: 1-657 (218 amino acids)
Source: RefSeq, a predicted model, not a curated record